Messenger RNA from Coffea eugenioides, 2290 nucleotides. Its product is annotated as G-type lectin S-receptor-like serine/threonine-protein kinase RKS1. Gene Ontology annotation, molecular function: protein kinase activity; ATP binding. The record is from RefSeq and is a predicted model, not a curated record. Bases 260 to 2065 code for a protein of 601 amino acids. Gene Ontology annotation, biological process: protein phosphorylation. NCBI's taxonomy places the organism in Eukaryota, Viridiplantae, Streptophyta, Magnoliopsida, Gentianales, Rubiaceae. The transcript is spliced from 5 exons.
UACUUCUACUAAACUUCGAUCUCAAGGGGAAACAACGAGGUAAUUGGCUUGGUUCCUGCCUUUGAACAAACUCUGACUCCUCCUUCAGCCAAUCGAAAAUAGAAAAGUGCAAGUUGCCUUAGUUUCAGGUUCGUCUUGUUUCUUUACACCAAAAGCAAGACUUUUCAACUGCUAGUUGAUGAUUCGAAUGUAGAGAAAGGAAAAUGAAGAAGCUUUAGUGAUGUGAGUAUUGCCCUGUUGGAAAUUUGGAAUAGUAAGAAUGGUCAGUACAUCAAACAAUCACUUGGUAACAUUUUUUUGUAUUAUUGCUUGCUUUAUUGCCAAAAUAUGUGCAGUUUCUGGAGCUAAGGAUACGCUACGAAUUAGUGAAUCUCUGAAAUUACACAAUGGUGAGAUCUUGGAGUCCUCUAACAAGCGUUAUCGAUUCUUGAGCGACCAUUCUUCUUCAUUCUUGGUAAUUCAAUUCGUGUAUUUGAAUCAUUCAGUCAAUAUCUGGGCUGCCAAUGAUUAUCUGGAUGCAUCAUCCAGACCUCGAAUUUCAACUAUAUCGAUGAAUGAAAGCGGGCGGCUAGAGGUGUAUGGCCAUGGUAAUUCGGAUGUUGCAGUAUUCACUGUGAAUUCUAAACAGAAAGUUAUGAUCAGCAAGACUAGAGCAACUCUGCUUGAUAAUGGGAACUUAGUUCUGACAUCAAGAUCUGGGCGUACUGUUUGGCAAAGCUUUGAUUAUCCUGCUGAUGAUACAUGGCUAUCAUCUGGAAUGAAACUUGGGAUUUCUCUGUUGAGCCAGAGAAGUACAACCUGCUGCCUGCAGCGUGCUGCUUCUGGCCCUUCACUUGCUCCUUCCCCUGGUUCUCCUUCAUUUCCUGUUGGCCCUUCCGGUGGAAGAAAGGAAUCGAAGAAUUCAAGGGUGAAGUUUUAUGUUAUUGGUGCUUGUGCGGGCGCUUUUCUGGCAGCUCUUGGAUUGCUUUACUGGCGUUGUAAACUCCGAAAGAGAAUAUUAGGUUAUCGCCGGGAACACCCGGGUUCAGAAACGCCAGAGCCUAAUGAUAAAGGGGAUGAUGAAUCACUUUUCUUCAGUUUUACAAGCGUAGAUAUUGCGACAAACCAUUUCUCUGAGGAAUGUAAACUUGGCCAAGGAGGAUUUGGUCCUGUCUACAAGGGUAAGCUGGUUAAUGGGCUAGAGAUUGCGGUUAAAAGACUGAAUAGAAUGUCAGGACAUGGAAUUGAACAAUUCAAGAAUGAAGUCAAAGUGAUCUCAAAGCUGCAGCAUCGGAACCUUGUUAAACUUUUGGGCUAUUGCAUUGAAAGAGAAGAGCGUUUAUUAAUAUACGAGUACUUGCCGAACAACAGUCUAGAUUCGGUACUUUUUGAUGCAGCAAAGCGGGAUACAUUGGAUUGGAAAAGAAGGUUGAAAAUCAUUGAAGGGGUAGCUCAAGGGCUUUUGUAUCUCCACAAGUAUUCUAGAUUAAAAAUCAUCCAUAGAGAUCUGAAAACGAGCAAUGUUUUAUUGGAUGCGGACCUGAAUCCCAAAAUUUCAGAUUUUGGAACUGCCAGAAUUUUUGGAGAGAAUGAAAUGCGCGGAAGCACAAAGAACAUUGUAGGAACAUAUGGGUAUAUGUCUCCUGAAUAUGCCAUGGAUGGGAUUUUCUCAGAGAAGUCUGAUGUAUUUAGCUUUGGAGUCAUGAUUCUUGAGAUCAUAAGUGGAAAGAAGAACACUUCCUUCUAUGAUUCGGAUCGUCACCUAAACUUAAUAGGACAUGUGUGGGAUCUAUGGACAGAAGGAAGAAUUUUAGAAAUCACAGAUUCUUGUUUGGAUGAAACGAUCUCAACAAGGGAAGCACUACAAUAUGUUCACGUUGGUUUAUUGUGUGUGCAAGAAAAUGCAGCAGAUAGGCCAACAAUGUCAGAUGUGGUAUCUAUGCUCCUCAAGGAAUCAAUGGUUCUUGCCACUCCUAAGCGACCAGCUUUUGCUGAAAUUAUGACUCUUAACAAUACCGAGUUACCUCAAAAUCCAGAAUCUUCUUCUGUGAACUCGGUCACAAUUUCAGAUGUACAGGGCCGAUGAUUACUCCUCGGCCAGGCUUAUGUUUGCUUGCUUCGUUUCAGCUAGUUUGGGGUUAGGACAAAUUUUAGUCUUUAAGAUAGGAAUAGGACAGGACAAGGAGAGGCACCCCUUAUGAGUGGUGAUUGCAGAUAGAGAAAGGUGUGGUAAUCAUUCCCAAUUCUUUUGUGGAUUCGUUUUGGAUUUGAAUUUGAUGACUAAUUAUUCAAGUAAUCAAACAUUGUUUUA